Molecule: messenger RNA, 2002 nt
Organism: Magnolia sinica
Lineage: Eukaryota; Viridiplantae; Streptophyta; Magnoliopsida; Magnoliales; Magnoliaceae
Exons: 4
Coding region: 837-1199 (120 amino acids)
Biological process (GO): regulation of DNA-templated transcription
Source: RefSeq, a predicted model, not a curated record
UUCUACUAUAGAUUUGUUGGUGCACCUGUCAAGAAUGUGUUACUCUAUCAGUUAUCCAUCUACUAUUCUAUUAGUUGUGGAUUUAUUGUUGUAUUUGUUAUAUAUCCAAUGUUUGUGUUACUAAGGAUUUUUUCUAGUGUGGCAGUGAAUUUUGUGCUCCACUCAAACUUUUUUGCAGCCAUCAGAUUGAUAGAUAUGUACAUGAAGAAUAGGGGGAUAGGGAGCACACACAUGGUGUUUGAUGGAAUGGCUGAGAUUUGUUGACUACACAUUAUCCUUGUUUUUCUUCACAUGUUUUGAAAGAUAUUUUCGAUAUAAUAAUAAUAAUAAAAAACCUGCAUUGUUUGAAUCCUUUUAGAUGAUUUCUAGUCCAUUUUUAAGGCUAUCCUUCAUUUACCAUUUGCAGAUUCUUGACUUUACUCAUUUUGUAUUUAUAGUUGUAGCUUUAAGUUAAUCUAGAGCUAGUUAUAAGUGACAUUCCUACUUUUCCAUUUGAAUGGUUUAAAAUUUUAGAAGAUAAUAAUAUGAAUUAAGAAGAGGAAAAUAAAACAUGGUAGGAGAAUUCUUUUGAUGACUGUUGAUAUUUAUGACUUGUGCAUGUCACCUCAAUGCAAGGAGGUCAUGUUUAGACAGAUUUUAUAUCCAAAAAUAACUUUUGAGAUAGAGGACGAAGUUACAACAUAAUUGAUAUGUCCUUUAGGAACAGGUCUUAGAUGUUAAAAGUCAAAAAAGAAUAACCAUGUCAUCAAACAACAUUCAUCAAGGGACUUCAUCUUGGACACUAGAUAUCAGGUUAUGGGAGAAUUGGGAAUGGAUAGCCAAUCAUUUGCUUGUUUAUGGAGAUGGGUGUUGUGGGAUUCGUAGCUAACAAGAGCACUUGUGUAGGAAUGCUAAACGGGUGUGCAAACAUGGGCUCAAUGUGCUUUUUCCAAGCAACCCCACACACAAGUGAUGUCUAUGAAAUGGUUGCCUUGCUUUUUAAGGAACAUCAGAAUUUGCUAGAGGAAUUUGUAAGUUUCCUACCUAAUCCCAUCAGGGUGGAUCUUAUGCAGCAUGCUUUGGUAGAAAGGAGCUUGGCUAUGCCCAUGGUGCAACAAGUUCAUGGGGAAGAGGGUGCAGCUGCUUGUUUAGAAGAAUUGUUGAUUUUAGCAGCUGCUUGUUUAGAUGUACAUGGGGAUGACAGUGUGAAGUAUCUGUAAUAGAAGUUUGUUAUAAGGGUGAGCAUGCAUAUGUUCCUAUAACUCAAGAAAGGUUACUGGUCCUAUCAAUUUUGUUGGUCCUAUCAAUUUUCACAUAUUCUGUUGAUCCUAAAUAGUACUUCACAAUUCAUGACUUCUUUAAUACUUCCCACAAAACAGAGGGUACUUUUAUCUUGUGGGUAAGAACAAAAGACCACUUGAUUUUUAAGGAAAUUGACAAAAUACAUUGGAAGUAUUUUCCAAAAAUCCUAGCAUUCACAUGUGAAUGUAGGAUGCACUGUAUGAUUUUAUUGCUAUUUUUAAUAAAUGUAUCGUUUUUUUCCUGAUUGCAUUUAUGUACUAUUCCUAUAGCAUUAAUUGUAUUAGCUUAGAUGAGUUGAUUAUUCACAGCAAGUGACAAUUUUAUAUACUAUUCCUAUAGCAUUAAUUGUAUUAGCUUAGAUGAGUUGAUUAAUCCUAGCAUUAAUUCCUACCUUAAGCGUGCAUCACUGGGACCUAUAGUAAACGUGCCACUGUGAAGAAAACACCACAACUAGACAAUUUUAGUAGUUGGUGGGACCCACACAUCAACAGGUGAAUGGUAAAUGGUACCUUUUAUUGUGGAUCACCCCUGGACCAAAGACCUGCUACCUUUUGUUGUUGUAAGUUCCUAAUUAGUUUGUUUCUGUAUUGUGUCAGAGCUAUCCGGAUGUUGAGCGGGGGUCCCUGGAAGGUGGGAACCGCUGUUAUGAUCAUGAUGAAGCUGUCCAUUUCCUAUAGACAACAUUAUGGGUGGCCUGGCCAUUUGGACAUGCCCGUGUUUA